UUCAUGGCACCGGAGGCUGAUCCUCCUAACGGAAGCGACAACGGCCUCAUAUUUCAAUGAGAAAAUUGUGAAAUACGAGACCGAGGAUUAGGGUUAGUCUCUGCUUUCUUCCAAGAUGAUCCACAGUCUCUUCCUGGUCAACUCAUCAGGAGACAUUUUCCUGGAGAAGCACUGGAAGAGUGUGGUAAGCCGCUCUGUGUGCGACUACUUUUUUGAGGCCCAGGAGCGUGCCACCGAGCCGGAGAACGUCCCGCCUGUGAUCCCCACGCCGCACCACUACCUUAUCAAUGUUCUCAGACAUCGCAUAUACUUUGUGGCGGUCAUACAGAGUGAGGUUCCGCCGCUCUUUGUCAUUGAGUUCCUGCACAGAGUCGUCGACACAUUCCAGGACUAUUUUGGUGUGUGCACAGAGGCAGCCAUCAAGGACAAUGUGGUCGUGGUCUAUGAACUAUUGGAGGAGAUGUUGGACAAUGGCUUUCCCCUGGCCACAGAGUCCAACAUUCUCAAAGAGCUUAUCAAACCCCCCACCAUCCUCCGCACAAUGGUUAACACUAUCACAGGCAGCACCAAUGUGGGUGAACAGCUCCCCACUGGCCAGCUGUCAGUGGUACCAUGGCGACGCACUGGUGUCAAGUACACCAACAAUGAAGCCUAUUUUGACGUGGUGGAGGAGAUAGACGCCAUCAUUGAUAAGUCAGGUUCCACCAUCACGGCAGAAAUCCAAGGAGUCAUUGAUGCUUGCGUCAAACUAACUGGCAUGCCCGACCUCACACUCUCGUUUAUGAAUCCUCGACUGCUGGAUGAUGUCAGCUUCCACCCGUGUGUUCGAUUCAAGCGGUGGGAGGCUGAGCGGAUCCUCUCCUUCAUCCCUCCUGAUGGAAACUUCCGGCUACUUUCCUAUCAUGUCAGCUCCCAGAACCUGGUGGCAAUUCCAGUGUACGUCAAGCACAACAUUACUUUCCGUGAAGGAAGCUCCCAGGGGCGAUUUGAGUUGACCCUGGGUCCCAAGCAGACCAUGGGCAAGGCUGUGGAGUCGGUGCUUGUCAGCAGUCAGCUCCCUCGGGGGGUUCUCAACGCCAAUCUUAACCCCUCCCAAGGAACGUACACCUUUGACCCAGUCACAAAGUUGUUGACUUGGGAUGUAGGCAAAAUAAACCCCCAGAAGCUUCCCAGCUUGAAAGGCACCAUGAGUCUGCAGGCGGGAGCCUCCAAACCCGAUGAGAACCCCACCAUCAACAUCCAGUUCAAAAUCCAACAGAUGGCCAUCUCAGGGCUGAAGGUGAACCGUCUGGACAUGUAUGGGGAGAAGUAUAAACCUUUCAAAGGCAUCAAGUACAUGACCAAGGCUGGCAAGUUCCAGGUCCGGACAUGAAAACAUCACUUCUGCUCCAAAUGCACCAAAACUCCUUGGAACUGUGAGAAGGGAUGUGAUGUGAUGGGAUUUGUUCCGUACACGUUUACGUACAAUUAGAAGGCUCGUUGUAGCAACAAAUUACCAACAGUCGUCAGAUGCUUGAACCCAGUGGAACAACCUAAGCACUUUUCUAUCCAAGCUGAUCCAUGAAAUCUUCUAAUGUACUCCUAUAAACUAAUAUUUAUUGAUCAUUGAAGCCAAUCCAAGCUACCAAGGCAAUGGUGCCUGGUCCUUUUCAAUAUGGAUAUAAAUAGAUUUUCAAAUGUUAAACAACCCCUACAAUUUAUAAACAAUUCAAGUAUUGUAUUCAUAUCUUAUUUGUUUCCAUCAAAGCCAACCUGCCAGUUACUGUACUGUUUUCUUCUAUUUAUUUAUCUUCCUCCCCUAUUCAGCUUUCGUGCUUUGCUUUUGCGAGUUUUUAUUUUUUUUUAUUUGUUUGUCGUCACCAAUAUACAGUGUACACUGACAUAUGAGCAUACAAAAGCCCUCCUCAGUCAGGCACUUUCGCUUCUCCUGGAACCAAAUUUUCAAUGCAAAUGGAGUUGGUGCGGUGUUACUGACUCCUGUCGGGACCAUUUUAUCACCAUGGUGUUUUAUGGAAGACUUGUAAAGUAUGCAUUUGCUUCUUUUUGUCGGAAUUCCUGGAGAAUAUGAAGACAUCUGUACACCGUUUCAGCAUACUGUCAUCAUUUUUGAAUGAUUCAAGUUAACCAAACGGUAGAUGUAAUUGUUUGGUCACUGUCCUCCUGUCCAGAAAUGAAUGUAUAAUUUGCUUUGACCCAAAUGACCAAAAUAUAUUUACUCAGCCCCCAGAAUAUGUACUCAACUACAUCACUUGUACUUAAUAAAUGUGUGUAAUAUUUUGUUACCCAUAAUUAUUAGCAAUCUUCAUCUAAGUGCUCAACACAUAUGAGUGGACCAAUAUAUUUGUUGAAAAAUCUUGAGUCUCCUUUAAAAAUACGUCCUCUAAAAUACUCCCUUAAAUGUGAGCCACUGAUGCACGCACAAAAAUGUAAUUUUCCGAACAGAUUUAUUGGCGUGACAAUAACUCAUCGUCUGCAAGGAUUUGGGCUUUGAGGGAACAAGGUCACAGGUUUGUGUUUGCUGCGGACAAAAAUGUAAUAAUGGCAAAGUAGCUGUUGGAGAAAUGCUAGUCUGCGUGCUGGCUGCUGUUGAGGUGCCCUUGAGCAAGGCAUUGUCCUCUAUCCCCAGCUCAAGUGGUGCAGCACUGUUUGUGUGCCUCUUUCACUCUGACUUCUCCGUGAUGUGCAACGCAGAGAAUACGUUUGAGUUUCGAGUUCCCCUUGCAAAAAAAAAAAAAAAUACAUUUAAAAAUCCCUUUCACUAUAAUUAAACUCUCAGUGAAGCUAAUACUCUUUGGAAUUCAUAACAUUUUUCUUGUAUUCACUGAGAAAUGGAUACAAAGCUUAUUUAUGUUCAGCACUGUAGUAAGGCCUCAUUGUCACCGUGGUAACUGAGCUGAAACCAGUCCACCAUCAUUACUCUGUUCCAGUGCUUGAAGCAGCUUGUGUUUGCUAUGUUUGAAAUGUGGAAUAACAACUUCCGUGGUGGGUUAGGCCACUACUUUCCAAGUGUAAGAAGAUGCAUAUUUUUUGUCUGUCUUUUGUUUGUGUUAUAAAGGUGUGGUAAUAAAGAUCUUAUGUGUUGA
This is a messenger RNA of Phycodurus eques (leafy seadragon), 3083 nucleotides long. RefSeq names its product adaptor related protein complex 3 subunit mu 2 (gene ap3m2). The transcript has 9 exons. The record is from RefSeq and is a predicted model, not a curated record. Gene Ontology annotation, cellular component: clathrin adaptor complex; cytoplasmic vesicle. Gene Ontology annotation, biological process: endocytosis; intracellular protein transport. The coding region runs from base 116 to 1372 and encodes 418 amino acids. NCBI's taxonomy places the organism in Eukaryota, Metazoa, Chordata, Actinopteri, Syngnathiformes, Syngnathidae.